Drosophila miranda is the source of this 2096-nucleotide messenger RNA. It is a transcript of the gene Ets96B, whose product is annotated as ETV5-related protein Ets96B. Gene Ontology annotation, molecular function: sequence-specific DNA binding; DNA-binding transcription factor activity, RNA polymerase II-specific. The transcript has 7 exons. The coding region runs from base 1 to 1974 and encodes 657 amino acids. Gene Ontology annotation, cellular component: nucleus. NCBI's taxonomy places the organism in Eukaryota, Metazoa, Arthropoda, Insecta, Diptera, Drosophilidae. Gene Ontology annotation, biological process: regulation of transcription by RNA polymerase II; cell differentiation. The record is from RefSeq and is a predicted model, not a curated record.
AUGGAGAUGGAGAUACAUGGAGUAAUUUCCUGCUGCGUCUGGUUUCCUCAUUUCCUUAUUUCACAGAGCGACUACAGCCAGGAGGCCAAGACGCACUUGGAGCAGCUCCAGCAGACGCUCACGCACUUGGAUCAUCACUCCCAUUCGCAUUCGCAUCCGCAUCCGCACCAUCAUCCCCAUCAUCAUCACCAUCAUUUGGGGCUCUACCAUGGGGCGCCGAAUACAUCUACUUUAACGACAGACUCGGUGGUUUCCUGUGUCAGUUCGACGUUGCCGGCCGUGGCCAAGGCCAUAUCUUCAUCGUCAUCGUCCUCCAGUUGCGGCCACCUGGAGACGGAGCGCAAGAAAUGUCACAGCAAUGACCUGGAUGCCGGCCACACUCUGAUGGAGGCCAUCUGCAAUGGACAGAAGUCGACGGCAACACCGCCGGGCCUAGCCGGAAGCCUGUCGCCGCCGGCAUCGAUUGCAACGUCCGCUCUGAUGAAUGCCACCGCGGCCGCCAGCAGUUCAAACGGAGGCGGCGCCUCUCUGUGCAAUGAUCUCACACGCGAAUCGGCCUGGUAUGCGCAUCACCAUCAUCACCAUCACCACCACCAUCACCAGCAGUUGGCCGACGAGCUGGUCAUGUAUGCAACGCCCACGCCCACGCCGGCUAUUGGCAAAUUCGGGCUGGACACAUCCACCGAGGGUUACUUGAACGCAAGGUACAAUGUGAAUGUCAAAGGCGUGCGCCAUGAAAGAACAUCAACUUUCUUCGAUAUACCCGCUGUGACGCACCCACACACCCAUGCGCACCCGCACCCGCACCCGCACCCACACCCGCUUCCGCACUCGCAUCCGCAUCCAUAUUGCUACAGAUUUCCAUCAUCGCCACCCGCGGGCAUUCUGAAAAAGAGCGACGAAGAAACGUCCAGCGCUGCCGCCGCCGCCGCUGCUGCUGCUGUCUAUUGCAACGAUGUCUCCUCUGGGCAGCACUUCCAGGCCAACACGAAAAUCGAGCACGCGGACUCCACCACGACAGCGGCACAGCAGCAGCAGCAGCAGCAACAACAGCAACAACAGCAGCAGCAGCAACAGCAACAGCAUCAGCAUCACCAACAGCAACUGCAGCAUGCGGCACUGCACCCGCACCAUCAUCAUCAUCAUGGACACCACCAGCAGGCGGAGCAGCAGGCCCUGACCCACCUGACUCCACUGCAUGCAGCCUCCGCCUUCAAGUUCAGCCACACGGCUGUCAUCUCCAGCUCGGCUGUCUAUGGCACGCCCGCGCACUAUGUGCACCAGCAGCAGACGCAGUCCCAGUCGCAUGCCACCGUCUAUCGAGAUCUCUCCCCCACCUCGGCGGCGGCGGUGAGUGAUGCAGAACUGAAGUACGAUAGCGGUCCGUACAAUGCCACCAUAUCCUCCACCUAUCCCGGGGCUCUGCGGCCCAGCGUGGUGGAUUCGACCACGUCCAGCGACGCGGAGCUGCGUCUGGACCAGUUCUAUGCCAGCAAUGGCAUCUCCACCAGCAGCAAUGGCCAGCCCAUAAGCCAGCGUCGCGGCUCGCUGCAACUGUGGCAGUUCCUGGUGGCCCUUCUGGAUGAGCCCAACACCAGUGCCAGUUGCAUUGCCUGGACCGGCCGGGGCAUGGAGUUCAAGCUGAUCGAGCCCGAGGAGGUGGCCCGACGCUGGGGCCUCCAGAAGAACCGCCCGGCCAUGAACUACGACAAGCUGUCCCGCAGUCUCCGCUACUACUACGAGAAGGGCAUCAUGCAGAAGGUGAAUGGGGAGCGUUAUGUCUACCGCUUCGUCUGCGAUCCGGAUGCGCUGUUCAACAUGGCCUACGGCCAUCUCACCGCCGGAACCGGCAAGGGCGAUCAGCACCAGCUGACUCUGUCGCUGGCCAAGACGCCGCCAGCUCCCACCGAUGCCCAGUCUCCUCGCGUGCCAAAGUCGGACUAUUAUGACACGGCCGGCUUGCAUAAGUAUUAGUGCUUGCACGUGGACUGUGGGCGGAGCGUGGGAUUGUUGCCGGAUGGGCGUGGUUGUUGGGUCUCUUGUACAUUGUGUAAUUUAGUUGCGUGGGUGCGGAGUGCGGGGUGAAUGUCGAAUGA